AUGGCGACGCGCGCUCCACUCCCGGGCGACUCGCUGCUGGCGCUGGCCGAGCUGCUCUCCUGCGACCCGGGGGACAGCGACGAGGACAGCGCGGACGCGGCGCAAGGCCCCGCGGGCGGCCGCUCCGGCCCGGGGAGUAUCGGGCCCCUGAAGGCUGGCGGCGCCUCGACCGCCCCGCUGACGCCCGUGGACGGCAAGGCCAUCUGGAGCGCCGAGGAGGUGCCCGAAGGGAGCGCGGGCGACGCCUCGUGGGACCCCCGGGAGCAGCCGGAGUAUGAGAUUAUGUUCAAGCAGCACGUGACUUCUGAGGAUCUGUUCCUAGGCAUGAGCAGAAAGGACCCCUCCACUGCCUGCUGCGAAGACAUGCUGAUUAAGAUUAAACUGCCGGACACAAAAGCUUCGGACAUUACCCUUGAUAUACAAGAGAAGCUCCUUGAUUUUCGGAGUCCCCAGAAGCGGCUCCUUUUACAUCUACCUCAUCCAGUGGACGCCACCAAUGGGAAAGCCUGUUUUCUGUCUGAGCAGGCCACACUGGAAGUCACUUUGAGGAUGAAGCGAGAAUUGGAUUUCAUCAACUUUUCGUGAAGAGAAAGAGGGAAUCUGUCCCCCCCGCCGAGAGGCCCAAGGGGAGGUUUUCUAGUUAGGUAAUUGAGAGGAGAAGAAGGAGAAUAUCUUGCCACCAAUUCCAAAAAAACUACUGCAGCAUCCAACAGGCCACCUUUCCUGCACCAGGAGACCUUGAGGUCUGGCUGUCCUACUUCCUUCCUCUUGAAUUCUGACAUUGACAUUUUUCUAGGAGGCCAACAUUGUUAAAUGUUGCUUCCUUGGGGGCCUUAUUUCCCCAACAUCAGGAGAUCAGCAUGUAGGGGGCAACAGAGGCAAGUUGGUUUCAUAAUGGCUGAGCUGCUGACUGCUCAGGCUUCUGUACUGUUGAUAGAUAAUAAAAGUCCCGCCCUUUCAUG
Molecule: messenger RNA, 962 nt
Organism: Thamnophis sirtalis
Lineage: Eukaryota; Metazoa; Chordata; Lepidosauria; Squamata; Natricidae
Gene: DNAAF6
Product: dynein axonemal assembly factor 6
Biological process (GO): flagellated sperm motility; axonemal dynein complex assembly
Cellular component (GO): cytoplasm
Molecular function (GO): dynein intermediate chain binding; protein-folding chaperone binding
Source: RefSeq, a predicted model, not a curated record